This is a messenger RNA of Chlorocebus sabaeus (green monkey), 1370 nucleotides long. RefSeq names its product C-type lectin-like domain family 1 (gene CLECL1). NCBI's taxonomy places the organism in Eukaryota, Metazoa, Chordata, Mammalia, Primates, Cercopithecidae. The record is from RefSeq and is a predicted model, not a curated record. Gene Ontology annotation, cellular component: plasma membrane.
AGCAAAUAGCUUUCAGAAUAUUUAAGGUACUAUCUAGAGAUGCAUUUCAAGAAGAGGAUAAAAGACCUAGUGCCGCUUUCUGUGACUUUCAUAAUAAAAUCUCUUCUUUUUCUUGUUCUGCUUCCCAAACAGCUAUCCUACUUUGGAGAAGAUGCUGGAUACUCAGAGUUUCUGCCAGAGAAUAUAUGCCUGAACUAAAAGAGGAAGUGGCCUAUAGAAGAAAAUGAUGAGCUAUCUUCUGUGGUAUUAAUAAAAGUUAAAAGCAUUUCAAGUUUAGGCAGAAAACUAACUGAAAACCAAGAACCUAUUCUAUGGUUAGUAAUUUCUUUCAUGUCAUACAAGUAUUCAGGAAAUCUGCUACCCUGAUUAGUAAGACUGAACACAUUGGUUUUGUCAUUUAUUCGUGGAGGAAGUCCACCACCCACUUGGGGAGCAGAAGGAAAUCUGCCAUCUCAAUUUACUUAACUUACGAAGUUUCUUUGCAGAAAUAUGACUGUUCCUUCAGUGGGACAUCAUUUGUGGGCUUCUGUCUCUUUUUGGUCUAUGCGCUGGCUGGAGAUGUAGUCUAUGCUGACAUCAAAACUGUUAGGACUUCCCCAUUAGAACUCCCAUCUCCACUUCAGAGAUCUGUUUCUUUCAACUUUGCCACUGUCCUUAAAUCGUGUCCUGCCAAAGACUGGAAGGUGCAUAAGGGAAAAUGUCACUGGAUUGCUGAAACUAAGAAAUCUUGGAACGAAAGUCAAAAUGACUAUGCCACGAAAAAUUCAUAUCUCAUGGUGAUUCAAGACAUUACUGCUAUGAUGAUCACCUUUUUGCUGUACCGUCAAAUGGCAUCUUUUCAAUGUCUGUACAUCUCUGAUGUCUCUCUGUGUAAAUUUCUUCUUGUAAGGACAUUGUCAGAUUGGAUUAGGGCCCACCCCAAUGGCCUCACUGUAAGUAAAUGACAUCUUUAAAGGUUGUGUCUCCAAAUACAGUCACGUUCUGAGAUACUGAGGGUUUAGGACUUCAAAAUACGAAUUUUGGAGUAGAACAAUCCAGCCCAUAAUAUUCCACUCUCUGGGCCCCACAGCCCAUAACAAGGGUCAAUUAUAAAUGUGCAUGCACCAAGGCAAAGACUGCAGAACUGAAAGGGAAAAUGGACAAAUUCACAAUUGUAGCUGGAGACAUAAACACCUCUUUAAGUAACUAAAUAAACUAAUAGACAAAAAGAAAAAAUAGUAAGGAAACAGAAGAACUAAAUGACACUAUCAACCAACUGGAUUUAAUUGACAUUAUUGGAAACUCUAUACAACAACAGGGAUUAUACAUUCUUUUUAAGUGCACAUGAAAUGUUCAUGGGGACCAUAUCUGGGGACAUAAAAAUCUGAAAA